GUAAACAAAAAAAUAUAAUUUUGUUCAAAAGAAUUAAGCAACUGACCUCCCUGAGUAAUUAAAACCAAUAAUAAAACAUUAUUUUUUCAUAAUGGUCUUGUUAAUAGAAUAAUUGUGUCUAUUACUUUAAUUAUUGGUUCUUCUAAUAUUUAUUUGGCUUAGUAUUCGUAUUGUUUUUCAGUAUUUGGAUAAUUUUACACAUGUGUGAAUCAUUCGGUAUGAGUUGAACAAUUCGAAUUUUUUUUUGGACGUCGAAAUUUUUAUUUUUCCCUAUCGAAGUGAUUAUUUGUUAUUUUAAUCAAACCAGUGAUUUCAUGUCAUGUGCCAAAAGAAGUGAAAAUCUGUAAACUUGUUUUCAAUACAAAAUGUGCUUUUUGCAGACACUAUUUGUUGAUGGACUAGCAACUAUUUUAUUUUGAUUUGUUUUUCGUCUUAAAGCAACUAAAAAAAAUCAUGAUAAUGAAUGGAACAGGUGUUAUUAAGAAACACAAGUAAUGAAGAUUCUUUUUGGGUAUACCAGGUUUUUUAAUUUCAAGUCUGUCUGUUAAUUAACAAAAUUUAUUAAUUGCUGAACAUGGUACUAAUAAUAGUGUAUACAAUAGCUGUCCCAGAUAUAAAAGUAGUAUUCUUGAACAAUAUAAUUCAUCAUUCGUAAGUUACUAUUAAUUUAUCGAUCAACAAAAAAGUAACUUUAUUUUGUUAAUUUUGGAGUCAUCUUAAAACUCACAAUGCUAUUUAAAAUAAUAAUUUCAAUGGAUGAAAAGACAUUGAAGAAAAGAUGAAAUGGAUGUCGACGCAGAUGUUCGAGCACAGUCAUUUCAUAAUACUGUACGAGAAAAUAUUAUAUUUCUUCUUCUUUACUUUCUUUUAUAUAUUUCAAGUUAUUUAUUAAUAGCUAAAUGCUAUCGGAAAGAUCGUGAUUAUUAUUGUACCGUUGAUGAAGAUGAAGCUACAGUUCAUAAAAUUAGUCUUUGGCUUUGCACAGCUGUUUUGGCUGUGUCUCUCGGAGCAACUUUAUUACUGCCAGUCUCAAUUAUAAGCAACGAAAUACUUAUUAUUUACCCGGACAGUCACUAUGUUCAAUGGUUGAAUAGUUCUCUUAUACAAGGUCUUUGGAAUCAUGUAUUUUUAUUUUCCAAUCUAUCGCUGUUUGUUUUUUUACCAUUUGCUUAUUUUUUUACGGAAUCUGAAGGCUUCGUGGGCAAUAAAAAGGGCGUCAUGUCAAGAGUAUAUGAAACUGUGGUUGUACUUUGUUUGAUAGGAAUUCUCAUCCUUGGAUUGGCUUAUGUAUUAUUGGGUCUUACAGACUACCAUGAAUCAAGUUUUUUCACAAUGCUCAAUUUAUGGAGAUAUUAUGUACUCUUUAUGUAUUCGUGCGUAUCUUUUGUUGGAGUCCUAAUAUUACUAGUGUGCACGCCGUUGGGGUUUGUCAGACUGUUUGAAGUUGUGGGAUCGUUACUGGUAAAACCACAAUUUUUGAGGAACUUAGAUGAUGAGUUUCUAGCGUACAAGUUAGAAGAAGAUAGUAUAAGAAGAAGGCUUUACAGUCCUGAGUCAAGAGAUGAUGUACAUACUCAAUCGAUUCCAAUGCUGCAACCCAUUUAUGAAACGUUAUUUGAUGAUGAAGAGCAGUGUAUAAAUAAAACUUCGACUUCUAGUUUUUUUGAAACCGGAAUACUUAAACAGAACCUGGUCGAAAGGUUGAUUGAAAUUCAAUUCCAACUACAAGUUUUAGACCAACAAAGGAAAACUUGGUGGGUAAGAAGAACUUUAUUGUAUCCUUUUGCAAUAUUAGCUCUGUUUUUUUUGUCUACAACGACUGCAUUACUGGCUUUCCAAAAUACGUUGGAAUUAUUAAUUGGAAUUAAAGCACUGCCAUUAAUUACACGGCAAUUCACUCUUGGGAUUAGUUCUUUAUCAAAAUUGGGACCAACAGGUGCAGUAGUAGAAGUAAUUGUUAUUCUUUACGUAGCAAUUACGAGUACUGUUGGACUGUACGGAUUACCAGGUGUGAAAAAAAUUAUGCCACAACCACAAGGCACUCCGCUUACACAUCUUAUCGCGAACUGUGUGCUCCUUCUUAUUCACAGUUCAGCAUUACCACUCCUUUCACGAAUAUUAGGUAUGACCAACUUUGAUCUGUUAGGCGAUUUUGGACAUAUCGAAUGGCUUGGUAACUUCCGUUUACUAUUAUUGUACAACUUUAUAUUUGUGAUCUCUGUAAUUUCUUGUUUAACUUCUAAAUUCACAACAUCUGUAAGAAACGAAUUGUACAAUAAACUACGCAGCAGUUUUAGAGGAAUAUUCGGACGACAGUACAAAGAGAGUAUUCGAAUGCCAUUCUCUGCUAAAAAUAAGUAAGAUAAAUUCGUUGUAAUCAUGACAAAUUUAAUGACUAUUGUAAUUAUUAGAAAAAAAUACAUUUACUUUCUUAUGUUGGUGUGUUUAUUUCCUAUUGCAGUUUAUCUAUUUAUA
Molecule: messenger RNA, 2475 nt
Organism: Microplitis mediator
Lineage: Eukaryota; Metazoa; Arthropoda; Insecta; Hymenoptera; Braconidae
Gene: lili
Product: protein Lilipod
Exons: 10
Coding region: 784-2361 (525 amino acids)
Biological process (GO): signal transduction
Molecular function (GO): transmembrane signaling receptor activity
Source: RefSeq, a predicted model, not a curated record